CUCUGUCACCAUAAUUAAGACGCUCUCUUGGCUGCCUUGGUUUGGUUCCUGCUCCUCCUUACUCUACCUGACCAGCUCGGCAGCUCCCCAGCCGCGACAGAGUCCACGACGACGAUCUUUCUUCCCACCCCCGUCUGCCUCCGGAUCCCAGCUCCCCUGCCCGCUCGGUCGACUCCCUCGUCGCCGAGUCCAGCUCCGACUCCGAGAAAAAAUCAAAUCGACCGAGUCCGCCCGUGAAGCCGCCGACAGAAGGAGAGAGCACAGAGCGGGCGAGGCAGGCAGCAUGAAGUCCAUGGGCAGCCGCGACAAGCUCGCGGCGGCGUCGAGCCCCCGCCGCGUCCUCUUGGUGGUCUUCGCCUUCUGCUUCGCAUUCGCCACCUUCCUCACCUUCCUCUACACCACCUCCCACUUCACGACCGCGCCCGGCUCCGGCUCCGGCUCCAUCGCGGCCUCUACCACCACCACCACCACCACGACCUCCGGCUCUGCGGGCGGCGGCGGCGGCCAAGGCCAAGCAGGGCCCGAGUCCGUGUCCAAGCGGCUGCCGGUCCCGGUGUUCGAGGCGCUGGUCCACUUCGCGUCCAUCUCGAACGCGACGCACCGCAUGUCGGACACGGACAUCCGGGCCAUGUCGUCCGUGCUCCGCGCGCGGGCGCCCUGCAACCUGCUGGUGUUCGGGCUGGGCGCGGAAUCCCCGCUGUGGCUGGCGCUGAACCACGGCGGGCGGACCGUGUUCCUGGAGGAGAACGAGUUCUACGUCAAGUACCUGGAGCCGCGGCACCCCGGGAUGGAGGCGUACGACGUGUCCUACACGACGAAGGUGCGCGACUUCCGGGACCUGCUGGCGGCGGCGCGGGCGGCGAGGGCCAAGGAGUGCCGGCCCGUGCAGAACCUGCUCUUCUCCGAGUGCCGCCUCGCCAUCAACGACCUGCCCAACGACCUCUACGACGUGGCCUGGGACGUGGUCCUCAUCGACGGGCCGUCCGGCUGGAACCCCAACUCGCCCGGCCGGAUGCCGUCCAUCUUCACCACCGCCGUGCUGGCGCGCUCCGGCGCCACCGCGGCUAAGGGCCCCACCGACGUGCUCGUGCACGACUUCCAGUUCGAGGUGGAGCAGGUGCUGAGCAGGGAGUUCCUGUGCGACGAGAACCGCGUCGCGGGAAGCGGCACCCCGUCGCUCGGCCACUUCGUCAUCCGCGGGGGUGGGGCCGGGGCCGGCGACGCCUUCUGCUCUGCCCAGGAGGACGGCUCGUCGGGGGAGAAGACGCGCCGCCGCCGCAGCCGCAAGUAAAUUUUACUUGUCCGCUGUCCGUCUAUCUUGCCACGGAGACGGGCAGACGGCAUUAGCCGCCAGCGACCUCUCACUUCUUCCUGGCGAGUGGAUCUUUACCGCUCCUCCUCACCCACCUGUUAAUUAAUUUUUUCUCUCUUGCAUAUACAUAUAUGUUGGUUGUUUUGUUUCUCG
Molecule: messenger RNA, 1465 nt
Organism: Zea mays
Lineage: Eukaryota; Viridiplantae; Streptophyta; Magnoliopsida; Poales; Poaceae
Exons: 1
Coding region: 284-1291 (335 amino acids)
Biological process (GO): xylan biosynthetic process
Source: RefSeq, marked provisional